ACAUGUUAUUAGACGUAUAAUGUCGGUUACAUUACCAUGCUGCUGCAGCGUACAUGUAUAUAUUCUUUAACAACCAAUAUAGCAAUGUGUAAUUAUUUCUUUAACGGUGUAUGGUGGCAUUCAGUGGUAUGUAUUUGAUAGAUAAUUUGGUUUGUGUUUUUAGCUUUUGAUAUAUAUAUAAUUUUUAACCCAAUCCACGACUUUUUCCUAACCUUAACCCAGACACUCAUUUCUGGUAGAAAGCCCUUUUUCCAUAAGUGCGGUUCGGCUGAACUCUGUGACUACUGUAGAGGCUAUUUUAUUUCCUCAGAAACGAAACUUAGCGAGCUGCGCAGGCGCAGUAGGUGCAGCCCAGCUGCGUUACAGAGGGAAACGGAACCUCUUCAUACAGAAACCAUGGUGAGGGUACAGCAGUCCUGCAUUUGACGUGUCUCUGUAGCGGCAGCUGAAAUUUUGACUGCAAGAAAAGUCCAGAGCAGAAAGGGCUGACUUCCUCUCAGGGUUCAUCCGAGAUGGAAGAUGAUAACAAACACCAAGGCUGAUAGUGUGGUGAAAGGAGAAAGAAAAUCAUGGCUGACGAACUUGGGCAGUCACCCAAGGGUUGGACUGAAUCUCAAGUAAGCACCUGGCUAAGGUCUUUUGGAGUGAAGGAGCAGUACAUAGAAAAGAUCUAUGAGGAAGAAGUAGAUGGACAGAUCCUACUUGCACUGGAUGAGGACUUUUUGAAGUCAAAGAUUUGCAUGAAAUCAGGGCCUGCUCUUUUGAUUAUUCAAAAGAGAAAUGAGCUCAUCAGCUCCAAACAGAAGUCUCAAGAGAAGAAAAAGACCACCGGUGGCAAAACAACUGAGUUGGAACAGAAAUCAGUUCAGUGUCUUCCUACAACAACUGAAAGUCCUUCAGCACAGACUCCUCAGAGAGAUCCAAAUGUCUUGAAGGACAGACAAACAGGCCAAGAACAAAGUGUGUUGACGUCAAAGGAAGACUGCAGACCACGCCCAUUUGAUCAAGAAGGGAUUGAUUUCAUAUAUGUAAAGCACAGUGUCCUGCAACCUGAAUCAGGUGCUUUUGACCUAAUAUCUCCAUGCCAUGAGUUUAAGUCUCUUGCUUCAGCUGCUCAAUUGGAUCGCACAAGACUCCAGGCUAAAUUUGCCAAAGAGGUCCUUAAAUUUGCAGCUGGUUGUAUGAAUAUCCGAACAAAUGGCACAAUACACUUUGGUGUGAUGGACAGCAAGGAGGAUGCAGGAUACGUGCAUGGUGAGAUCAUUGGUAUCCCUGUAAAAGAGAAAGACAUUUAUGUAGAUGCUUUGGACUACAUUGAAAGGAGCUUCUCCUCGAACGAGGAACAUGUACGCCAGUGUGUGCGGCCACCAAGGUUCAUUGAGGUUAUGGAUCGAGAAAGUACAGAAAAGAGGUAUGUGGUAGAGGUUGACAUUGUGCCUUCAAUAGGUAUUGUUAAGAGCAAGGUGUAUUCGGUUCGUCUGCCAAACUUCAAAGAGUCAACCAACAAAGUAGAAUUUGAGAAAGAAAUGAUUCUGCGGAGGGUGGGUUCAAAAACAGAGCCAGUAAGCGACAAAGACCGAAGUGAUUUUUACGAGCGAGUCAAAGAUCGGGAUGCCCAAAGAGAAGAAGCAGAGAAAGGUCAGUUCUUCAGCGCCCCAGACUUCUGCCAAGACCUUGGAAGGAAACUCAAAAUGCUAAUGACUAGUGGGAAGAAAUUCAUUGAAAAGGAGAAAUGGUUCAUACUCGUCACAAACAAAUUCAACCCUGAUGACCUCUGCAACAUUGACUGGCUGCUUAACAUGAACUUAUUCUGUGUGUUUGACUUUGACCCAGACUCAAAGAUUUCAGGUCUUUGCAGUAAAUACCUUCAGCAUCACGCUGCAAACAUGCAUUCUCUGCAGAGCUACAGGAUAUCUGGAGACAAGAGCAUCAAAGAAUUCACAAGCAGCUUGCAUUUGUUUGACCAAACUAGCUGGAUCUUUUGUAAUGGCUGUACUGACUUCAAAGGAAAUGAAACUCCAUGUGAUGAAAUUACUUGGAUUGAGACAAAAGUCACUAUCCUGCGGGAAUCUGUGUCUUUGAUCUGUAAGCAAAUCUUGCCAAAAGGGACGUUCCAGGUAAUUUUUCUUCUCACGUCACCAGUGGAGAAACCACUUUUGCUCACCUUUUAUGAGUUUUUCACAGACAUGGAAGGCCAUGAAGACAUCAUCUGUAUCUGUGAAUCACAGAAAAACUUCCAGAAGUGGCAAAGCUUUGCAGAGGUCUCAUGUGGACAGAGUGAAACUGUCAACAAUUGCAGUGUUGUUGGGAUGAAAAUGAGUCAUGUUAAUGCAACUCUGCAGCAAAUACAACCUGUAAAAGCACAUGCCAGCAAACACCUGCCAGUCUUUGUGAAAGGGACAUGUCUGCUAGAAACACAGGCAGAGGAACAGAUGUAUUCUCUGGAAAUUCUGACGGUUGAUCAUUGCGAUGAAACAAGUGAAGAAUUCAUCAGUGAGGAGAAAGCAAACAUUGAAGAGCAGUUCUAUCGUGGUGGGAAAGUGAACUGGUUGAAUUUCUGGCUUGCUGAGCACAAGCAUUUGGGAGAGGUAAUUGAAAGAGAUGCUUAUCAUGAGGUUUCCAGACUUCUCAGUGAUGCUUUGAAAUGGAAUGCAGAUCAAACUCCAGUAAAGAGUAUAAACAUCUACCAUCAUCCAGGAAGUGGAGGAAGCACUGUCGCAAGACAAGUGCUGUGGAACCAAAGGAAAGAUCUAAGGUGCGCAGUUGUGAAGCCUUCAUACUCAGCUUCUCUUGUUGCGCAACAUGUAGUUGAACUAAGAGAAUAUGAAGAAAAAGAUCCACAGACAUGUCUCCCUGUGCUGCUCCUCAUUGAAGACUCAGACAAAGAAUAUCUAGAUGAUCUCAGGAAUGAACUGGAGGUUGCCAUUAACACGAAAAGAAUCCAGUAUCAAACCCUGUGUUUCAUUUUGUUGAGCUGCAGACGAUCCCAUGAUCCAGAGAAAAGAUGCAAGGAGUCGGUAUUGCACAAUGUGUCUGUCACUCAUGAGCUGUCUGAUCAAGAGAAGAGGAAGUUUGCAGGAAAACGGCAGGUGCUUGAGAAACAAUAUGAGCCACGAUUCAUCCUGACCUUUGUGUUGAUGAGUGAAGGGUUCAAUGAGAAAUACGUUCAACAGUUUGUGGAACAUUUGCUCCAAGGCAUUGACCAUCAAUCUGUUGUUACUCGCCUCAUUCUCUAUGUAGCCCUACUAAACACUUAUGUUCAAGACUCUUUCAUCUCUCUGUCCCAUUGUGAAUCUUUGCUUGCCCUAACCUUUCACUUGGAAAGGUUUCGCCAGCAUGAGUUUGAGAAAUCUCUCAGUGAACAGGCUAAACUAGUGUUCUUGCACCUGAGAGAUGACAAGACGCAAAUUAAAUCAAUCAGAAUCAUCCACCCACUCGUUGCAGAAGAAAUUCUCAAACAGCUUUUGGGGAACCAACAGACCCAAAGCAGUUUGGCAAAGAGUUUGCUCUGUGAGAACGUGCUUUUUGAGCACAGAUUUGGAAGGGAAGAAUAUCUGUCGUUUUUGAGAGCACUUUUCAUAAGGCGAGCCAGAAUAAGCAAAGGGGACAAAUAUGACAGUCUUUUCUCUCCCCUGAUUGAGCAUGUGUGUAGAAAGGAGAGCCGUCCAGACAAAGCAAUUGAGUUACUCAAGGAAGCAUUCCAGCGUUUCCAUAAAGAUGCAUUCUUUGCACAACAACUGGCUCGUCUUCAUUAUUCUUAUGAGAAGUUUGAAGAGGCAAAACACUGGGCAGAGACAGCAGCUAAACAGCUGCCCAACAACCCAUACAUACUCAACACAAAAGGGCAGGUUUACAAGAAAUGGUUCCAAGCUAAAUGCAAAGCUAUUGACCAUGACAAUGUACCAAAGACAGCCCAAAAUAUAGCAGAUGCUAUGGAGACUGCGCUGAAAGCCCUGGAGUGUUUUCAAGAAUGUGAGAAAGCAGCUGAGGCAAACAUGGAAAAUGUAAGCAAUUCUGGGUUUUUUGCUGAAGUUGAGGUUGGCUGCAGCCUGCUCAAACUGAUCUCAUCAUCGCAAGUGUUUGCUAACAGAGCCAAUGGCCAUGCAGAGUGUAUGAAGUACCUGUUAACUGAUUACAUUCCAGAGGACGUGAAACAUGUCUGGGAACCAUUUCAUGACCGUUUGAAAAAAAUUCACAAGUCAAUGCAAGAUACCUUGGAAUGGAUUUCAGAAGACCUCGGCUACUUCCAGACAGACAUUGGUGCAGAUGAAGAGGAGACCCCUGAAAGUCCUGAAGAGCAGAUAAGCCAGCCACUGACAUGGUUGGCAAAAAAAUCUGCAGAGUAUGGGAAGUACUUCAGUGAAGCUUACUCUACUGCACUUCUACAACAUGGACAAGCAGUCCCAGACAAUCUGACUCCUUUCCAAAAACGCAUGAUCAUCUAUCAUCUUGGUGGAGGUAACAUUACAUCCAUCCUCUCCAAGCUAACUGACCAGAGGGAUGCAAUACCUCUCCUAGAGACCAUCCUUUCUCUCUACCCCAGCAAUCCAGUCAAGGCCAGAUUUGGUCAAAGGGAUAUUGUGAAUUACAUCGUGGCCCACAUUACUCUGAACUGCCUGUCACCACAGAAUCAAAAGGUAGCUCCUCUCAAAAAUCUGCACGCACUGUGUCAUCAGUUCCCAUCUGAUAAAAGGAAAUGUUUACCAAGUGCCCUGUUCUUGCUUACCCUGCUAUUCUGGCCUGAUGAUCAUGACACAGCCCUUGAGAAAGAAACCAAGUAUGAAAUAGUGCAAUCAGCUGUUGAACACCUGGAAAAAGACUACUGGAUCAAGAUGAAGGACAUUCCUCAGAGGAAAAGACGGAUUUACACCCAUUUUUUCCUGGGCAAUGGGAAUGGAUUGGACAAAUUUGUCCACAAGAAAAAGUUUGAAACAGUCACAAAGGUGUUCUCUGUCUCUGAGAAACGCAUGAAGUGGUUUAGAGGUGAGGCAUGGAAAUUGCCUGAGAUUGCCACGAUGCUGAAGUGUGUCUCUGGAUGGACUGAAAAUGGAGUAGUGUACCUCGAAGGCCCUCGGAAAAAGAAAUUCAAUAUCUUGCCUCUUCAUGUUCCUUCAGUGCCUCAUAGUAAUGAAAACAUCACAUUCUACCUGGGGUUCACAUUCAGAGGCCCUGUUGCCUACAACAUCACUGUGAGGAGGUAGUUUGUUUCCCAACAAUGAGCCUAUCACAUGUAGCUGUACGUCAUCUUGCUGAAACAUGGGCCUAGUACCACCUCAUAACAACGAGCAAGAACAGAUUACAAAAAGAUCCAAUCAAAACACACAGGCCUUCAAACAAUAGUUUGUCUUUGAACAAUGAUCCCGUCACGUAUGGCUGUACAUCGUCUUGCUGAAACACAGACAUAGUACCUUCUUAUGACAGUUUGUAUUUUGCAGUUUGCAUUGUCCCCUCUUGUGUAUAUAUAUGUAAGUGAACUAAAAAAUACAGCAUUAGUGUCAUAGAAAUCACGAUCCAGAUUUUUUUUGUAUAGAAACAUGGACUAUGACAUGACUGACUCUGGUUUCUCAGAGUAAUAACAAUGUAAACUGAAUGCUUUUUACUCUACAACUCAAUGCUUCUCAAUACAACCUUCAAUUUCCUGUUUAGAUUUAUCUAUUUUUAUGUAUCCAGAUAUAUAUUUCCUGUUUUUGUCGUAGUAUUUUUUUUAAUCAGAAUGUUUGUAGAUCUGUGAUCUGAUUGAACUGGAACUGGCUCACAUUUUGUGUGAUCCUGAAGAAACAGAACUAGACUUCUACUGGAUAGAAAAAAAAGCUCACAAGAUGAACUUUGUUUCCAUGUGUGUACAUCUGGGCUUCUAGUAGAUCAUUGACAGCUUACUCACUCAUGUACAUUUUCCUGGAUUCACUGUAAAUAGAAAUGGAAUUAAACGCAACUAUUUUCAUGGCUAUUGUAUCAUUGUUAUAACAACAAAUGUAUUAAGAGCUAAACAGCAACAUAAUGUACAGUCAGAGAAGAAUGUGUGUACAUAAUGAUGUGCAACAGAAAAAUGUGUGUAGCAAAGUAUGGAAUUUAAUGGAUGUGUGUUUGAAUAUGCUUUACACAAAUUAUGAAAACAUGCUUGUCCUUAAUACGAAACUACAAGUGAAGCCAGAUAGGCUACAGUGCCCACCUGUACUUUUUUGAUUGUAUUUACUUUUGUUAAAUGCUUUUGAAAACAAUAAUGUUCUUAAAUAUAUGCAAAACAUGUCACUGAAUAUAAUAAACUCUUUUCUUUUUCAA
Molecule: messenger RNA, 6279 nt
Organism: Epinephelus fuscoguttatus (brown-marbled grouper)
Lineage: Eukaryota; Metazoa; Chordata; Actinopteri; Perciformes; Serranidae
Product: sterile alpha motif domain-containing protein 9-like
Exons: 3
Coding region: 570-5201 (1543 amino acids)
Cellular component (GO): cytoplasm
Molecular function (GO): protein binding
Source: RefSeq, a predicted model, not a curated record